GCUUUGACGGCGUUGGUAGUGCGGAGAGAUCCCGUGACACAUUUCAUCGGAACUUUCUGACGGAUGUUUCCUGCUUCUCCCUCACUUGUCAGACCUCUCCAAACUUUUAGGCUUCACUCUCGGGCUCAUGUCGAGCCUUGGACCGGGGAAAUGGGAGCUGUUUUGACAGCUUGAACGCCGCAGAGAGGAGGGGGAAAAAGCCACACCGGGAGCGAAAAGUAGAUGAGCGCCGCAUCAAAAGACUGUAAGCUUUGACCAGAGAUGGGGAUCGGCCAAAAAGAUACUUAGUUUUUGUUUUUGUUUUUUUGUUUUUUUACCUGGAGGACGCAUUGCUUCGUGACCUUUCACCUUUGAAUGCCGACAGGAUCGAGGAUGGAGGAGCACUCCAGUCUCCCCAAUGUCUGCAUUCCCUGCCACAACGAGCAGAGGGACAAGAAAAAACGUUACACAGUUUACAAAGUGAUGGUCGCUGUCGGGCGGCAGGAAUGGUUUGUCUUCAGGCGAUACGCAGAGUUCGAUAAACUCUACAACACGUUAAGGAAACAGUUUCCAUCUAUGAAUUUGAAGAUUCCAGCCAAAAGGAUAUUUGGGGACAACUUUGAGCCAGAGUUCAUCAAGCAAAGAAGAGCAGGAUUGCAUGACUUCAUUAAGAGGAUUGUUUCACAUCCUCAGCUCUGCAACCAUCCAGAUGUGAGAACCUUUCUACUGAUGGACAAACUGCAAAACUUUUCAGAUGCCUCCGAGGACGAGGACGACAAAAGCAGCUCUACCUCCAGAAACAUUAACCUGGGACCCUCUGGAAAUCCACAUGCAAAGCCCACAGACUUUGACUUUUUAAAAGUCAUAGGAAAAGGGAGUUUUGGGAAGGUUUUCCUUGCAAAGCGAAAGAACGAUGGGAAGUAUUAUGCCGUGAAGGUCUUACAAAAAAAGGUCAUUCUCAACAGAAAAGAGCAAAAGCACAUCAUGGCCGAGCGCAACGUGCUGCUGAAAAACGUCAAGCACCCUUUCCUCGUGGGUCUCCAUUAUUCCUUCCAGACCACAGACAAGCUGUACUUCGUCCUGGACUUCAUCAAUGGAGGAGAACUUUUCUUUCACCUCCAAAGAGAACGGACCUUUCCAGAACCCAGAGCAAAGUUCUACAUUGCUGAAAUGGCCAGUGCUCUGGGAUAUCUGCAUUCUCUCAACAUUGUUUACAGGGACUUGAAGCCAGAAAAUAUUCUUCUUGACAAUGAGGGCCACAUCGUCCUGACAGACUUUGGAUUGUGCAAGGAAGGCAUUUCCCAGACCGACACCACCUCCACGUUCUGUGGAACACCUGAGUACUUGGCUCCAGAAGUGCUAAGAAAGCAGCCGUAUGACAACACGGUGGACUGGUGGUGUCUGGGCUCAGUGCUGUAUGAAAUGCUCUUCGGUCUGCCCCCGUUCUAUAGCAGGGACACACACGAGAUGUACGACAACAUCCUCCACAAGCCGCUGGCGAAGCGUCCCGGUGCGUCCAGCAUGGCUUGGUCUCUGCUCGAAGGCCUGCUGGAGAAAGACGGCACACUCCGACUCGGGUCCAGGGACGACUUUAAUGAGAUCAGAGCACACGGCUUCUUUUCCUCUAUUAACUGGGGUGAACUUGAACGGAAGGAGAUUCCUCCGCCAUUUACACCCAACGUGAGCUCCUUCAGUGACAUCUCUAACUUUGACCCCGAGUUCACAGAAGAAACAGUUCCCAACUCAAUCUGUUGGUCUCAAGAACACUCCAUCGUCAACGCUAGCGUUAUGGAAGCCGACGACGCCUUUGUGGGCUUCUCUUAUGCACCGCCCUCUGAUGACUCCUUCCUAUAAAACAUUCCCAACAACUCAGUGUUGCCUUAACCUUUGUAAGUUUUGUAACUUUUGACAAAAGGGAAGAAUUAACAUCAUAGAUGAACUUUCUCUAUGAAGCCAAAGCAAGCAGCUGAGAAGAAUCUGCACUUAAAAACAAAGUAUGACUUUAUAUUUUACCCAUAUGUGUGUAUAUAUAACAGAAGAUAUUUUAAGAAAAGACACCUGUACCUUAUUAGUGUAACCUUCAAUGGUUUCUAAGUCGAUCCUUUACAAUGCCUUACAUUUGACCCUUAAAUAACUCAAUUUUUUUUUCUGCAGUUUUCUGAAACACACUUGAAGAGUUCACUGGACCUAAAAUGCCACAAUUGAAUAAGUGGAAGAUUGAAUUGUGUUUUCUUUGUAAUUACUGUAUAAACAAAUAUGUAUCAUACAUUAUAUUGUAAGCUGGAGGUGGGGAUUACUUGAGAUUCCACCGAGUGAAGCAUUCUGGUUCGUAGGUCAUGUUUGCAUUGAAAAAAAGACUGUCUUCAACCUCUUUAGUUACUUUUUUUUGUUGGUCUAUGUCAAUGCUGAUCAUUUUUAUUGGAUGUUUGGGUUUUGCUACUCUUUGCCUUAAUGCAUUUAUUCAUUCAAAAAGUUAAAAAAUGCAAUGCUUUUCUUCGCCUGGAAAUGAGGUUAAAUAUAUUCGUGCAUCGUGAUUAAAAUCAGAAAAGUUAUAAAGUG
Molecule: messenger RNA, 2538 nt
Organism: Salarias fasciatus (jewelled blenny)
Lineage: Eukaryota; Metazoa; Chordata; Actinopteri; Blenniiformes; Blenniidae
Gene: sgk3
Product: serum/glucocorticoid regulated kinase family member 3
Exons: 17
Coding region: 355-1833 (492 amino acids)
Biological process (GO): protein phosphorylation
Molecular function (GO): ATP binding; protein serine/threonine kinase activity; phosphatidylinositol binding
Source: RefSeq, a predicted model, not a curated record